Molecule: messenger RNA, 1038 nt
Organism: Maudiozyma barnettii
Lineage: Eukaryota; Fungi; Ascomycota; Saccharomycetes; Saccharomycetales; Saccharomycetaceae
Gene: VTA1
Product: Vta1p
Exons: 1
Coding region: 1-1038 (345 amino acids)
Biological process (GO): late endosome to vacuole transport via multivesicular body sorting pathway
Cellular component (GO): multivesicular body
Source: RefSeq, a predicted model, not a curated record
AUGGAUUUUAAUAACCGUUUGAAAAGAGAGAUUAAGAGGGCCGAGGAAUUCGAUACGGCUGGAUUGGGUAUCAUCAGUUAUUACUUGAGAUUAUACAUUGUGGAGGUACUUUUAAAGAGAGAUGAUAGAACUGCUGAACAAACACAUUUAGCGUCCGAUAUUCUAGAUAAGAUUGAGAGUUUCAAACAAUCGAUUAAUGAGUUAUCUGAUGACUCAAGGGAGAAAGAGACGUUAUUCACACUUGUAAAUGAUGACGUAAGAGCAAAAACAUAUGUGACGAAUUUUACAAUGUCAUUAUACAACCAACAACUGGUGAGGGUACAGAAGGGUCCGUGGGAUCGUGACCUUGUGGGUGCCUUGUGGUGUUGUAUUGAUUUGUUAAAUUGUAUCAUGCACCUUUGGUCUAGCGAUGAUGAAAGCCGACAAACUUUAACAAAACGUAUUAAGUUUUGUAAAGUUUAUAUUAGUAGGAUUGUCAAGGGAGAGAUUGGCCCUCCAGAUAAUGCUGAAUCAGAUGAAAAUGAUAAAAAAGAAGAUCAUAUACAGCCGUCGAAUGAAGACACCACUACUACGAAUUUGAAUAUAAUAUCUGGAAAUGAAGAAACGAAUAAUAAUCAGGACACACACACACAAGAUCAUCCAGGUAUUGAAGAUGCUAUAGACGAAUAUAAUGAAAAUAGAGCCGAAAUUAAUGAUUCUACUCACGAAUCUGAUAACGAAGAAGAAGAAGAAAAUGAUACUAUACUUGAUGACGAUCUUCAGAAGGAACUUGCAUCGAUGUCUCUAGAAGAACAUCCUGAGCCAACAUUUAUUGAUUCUGAUUCUGAUUCUGAGAUUCCACAAGGCAAUGAAAUAGUAGAAGACUCAGAAACGAAACAUACAACACAAGAAUUGAAUGGGAUGAUGGACCGUUCUGAAAAGAUUGAACAAGCACAAAAAUGUGCGAAAUAUGCAAUUAGUGCAUUAAAUUACGAGGAUAUAGGUACAGCUAAAGAUGAGUUCACGAAAGCUAUGAAACUAUUGGAUUCGUUAUCUUAA